Molecule: messenger RNA, 338 nt
Organism: Ascoidea rubescens DSM 1968
Lineage: Eukaryota; Fungi; Ascomycota; Saccharomycetes; Ascoideales; Ascoideaceae
Exons: 1
Source: RefSeq, a predicted model, not a curated record
UAUGCGGCCCGGGGAAAUAUUCCCAAGGAGACCUCUUAAUUUUGCCAUAUCUGGUGCUCCUUGCAUUAAAGGUAAAAAAAAGUUUCCAGCUCAACCUAUUAAACUAGGCAUAACUAAGAAAAAAAUCAUUAAAACUCCGUGUCCUGAGAUAAGCAGUGAAAAUAACUGACAAUCCUUGAUAUUUUAUAUCAGUGAUCAAAAGUCUUUCCCGAACCGUACGUGAUAGUUUCCCAUCAUACGGCUCUCCAUGGGGAUACAAGAUCUUCAGUACAACUUUUUUUAUUUUUGUUAUAACCCUGGACUAUACUUUUUCCCUGUAUGUAACUUAAUGUGACAUU